This is a messenger RNA of Phodopus roborovskii (desert hamster), 3817 nucleotides long. It is a transcript of the gene Akap10, whose product is annotated as A-kinase anchoring protein 10. NCBI's taxonomy places the organism in Eukaryota, Metazoa, Chordata, Mammalia, Rodentia, Cricetidae. Gene Ontology annotation, molecular function: protein kinase A binding. The coding region runs from base 185 to 2173 and encodes 662 amino acids. The transcript is spliced from 15 exons. Gene Ontology annotation, cellular component: plasma membrane. The record is from RefSeq and is a predicted model, not a curated record. Gene Ontology annotation, biological process: intracellular protein localization.
GGCCUCCCGUGAAGCCCCGCGCGCGGAAGGACCGGAACUCCGGGCGGGUGGCUUGUUGAUAACAUGGCGGCAGCAGCUGCCCGGGCAUCCCGAGGAGGCGGCAGCGCCCACACCCGGAAGAAGGGACUGUUUUCGGGCUAGUGCGGCGGCUUCUGCGGACCCGGAAGUCCCAGCCAGCUGCUGAAUGAGGGGAGCCGGGUCCUCCCCGCGACAGUCCCCCCGCGCCCUCCGCCCCGACCCGGGCCCCGCCAUGUCCUUCUUCCGGCGGAAAGUGAAAGGCAAAGAGCAAGAGAAGACCUCAGAUGUCAAGUCCAUCAAAGCUUCAGUCGCUGUACAUUCCCCACAGAAAAGCACUAAAAAUCAUGCCUUGCUGGAGGCUGCAGGACCAAGUCAUGUUGCAAUCAAUGCCAUUUCUGCCAACAUGGACUCCUUUUCAAGUAGCAGAACAGCAACGCUUAAGAAGCAGCCAAGCCACAUGGAGGCUGCUCAUUUUGGGGACCUAGGCAGAUCCUGUCUGGACUAUCAAACUCAAGAGACCAAAUCCAGUCUUUCAAAGACCCUUGAACAAGUCUUGGGUGACACUGUUGUCCUCCCUUAUUUCCUUCAGUUUAUGGAACUUCGGAGAAUGGAGCACUUGGUGAAAUUUUGGUUAGAGGCUGAAAGUUUUCACUCUACAACUUGGUCUCGAAUCAGAGCACACAGUCUGAACACAGUGAAACAGAGUUCACUGGCUGAGCCUGUCUCUCCAUCUAAAAAGCAGGAAACUACAGUGUCUUUUGUAACUGAGUCUCUUGACAGGAGGUUGGAGGAUUCUAGCUCAGCCCCACUGCUUAUGACUCAACCAGAAGGAAUCGACCUGAGUAGUAGAACUCAGAACACCCAGAAUCACUUGCUGCUUUCCCAAGAAUGUCACAGUGCCCAUUCUCUCCAUCUUGAACCGGCCAGAACAGGAACUCAUCCAAUCUCCACUGACGCCCGAGAAUCCUCUUCCAGACUUACAGUAGCCAGUAGUAAUAUUCCCUCUUCUCCACUGAGAGACCUAUCAGGAAAACUAAUGAAAAGUAUAGAACAAGAUGCAGUGAAUACUUUUACCAAAUACAUAUCUCCAGAUGCUGCUAAACCAAUACCAAUUACAGAAGCCAUGAGAAAUGACAUCAUAGCAAAGAUUUGUGGAGAAGAUGGCCAGGUGGAUCCCAACUGUUUCGUUCUGGCACAGGCUGUAGUCUUUAGUGCAAUGGAGCAAGAGCACUUUAGUGAGUUUCUGCGAAGCCAUCAUUUCUGUAAAUACCAGAUUGAAGUACUCACCAGUGGGACUGUUUACCUGGCUGACAUCCUCUUCUGUGAGUCAGCCCUCUUUUAUUUCUCUGAGUAUAUGGAAAAAGAAGAUGCAGUGAAUAUCUUACAAUUCUGGUUAGCAGCGGAUAACUUCCAGUCUCAGCUUGCUGCCAAAAAGGGCCAGUAUGAUGGACAGGAGGCACAGAAUGAUGCCAUGAUUUUAUAUGACAAGUACUUUUCUCUCCAAGCCACACACCCCCUUGGAUUUGAUGAUGUUGUACGAUUAGAAAUUGAAUCCAAUAUCUGCAGGGAAGGUGGGCCACUUCCUAACUGUUUCACAACUCCAUUACGUCAGGCCUGGACAACCAUGGAGAAGGUCUUUUUGCCUGGUUUUCUGUCCAGCAAUCUUUAUUACAAAUAUUUGAACGACCUCAUCCAUUCAGUUCGAGGAGAUGAAUUUCUUGGAGGAAAUGUUGCACUGGCUGCUCAUGGUUCUGUGUGCCUUCCAGAAGAGUCUCACUCAGGUGGUUCCGAUGGCUCCACUGCUCAGUCUAGUAUGAAAAAAACCAGUAUUAAAAUUCUGAAAAAUUUUGAUGAAGCAAUAAUUGUGGAUGCUGCAAGUCUGGAUCCAGAAUCUUUAUAUCAACGGACAUAUGCAGGGAAGAUGUCCUUUGGAAGAGUCAGUGACUUGGGGCAGUUCAUCCGAGAAUCUGAGCCUGAACCUGAUGUAAAGAAAUCGAAAGGGUUCAUGUUCUCACAAGCUAUGAAGAAGUGGGUGCAAGGAAAUACUGAUGAGGCCCAAGAGGAACUAGCUUGGAAGAUUGCUAAAAUGAUAGUGAGUGAUGUUAUGCAGCAGGCACACUAUGAUCAACCAUUAGAGAAAUCUACAAAGCUGUGACUCAAAACCAGAGAUAAGGAAAUACGAUUUUGAAAAAUAAGAACUUUCCCCUUUGGUUGGAUUCGUCAACACAGCCUAUGAAAAUGGAGCACUGCAUUUCUUUCCACUACUAGAGCAUUGUUGUUUCCAAGAAAGAAUGCGAGACAGUCCAAGAUCUGUUGUUAAAUGUAGACAUAGAUGCACAUGAUGUAACACAGUGAGUCACAAGAUACAGAGUGGUAUUGGUGACAUCACUAGACAAUUAGUUUUCCAGUAGCUGUAACCCACUAUGAGAGAGUUACCCACUGGAAUAGACAGGGACCACAUCCUGUGUGAGGUUGGUGUGUGGUCCACCUGCUUGUAGCAGGCUCCAUCCCUAACAGUAUCAGAAAGCACGAGACAGAGGUGCUUGUUUUUUUUCCUAAAAUUCACAGGUGAGUCAGACCUACCAGGAACAUUCAGCUCCAAAUGGCAGUGUGAGCCAGCAGCUUGUGGAGCAGGUGACUAUCCCUUGUGUAGUCUUCCUUCACAGAGGCAUUAAUUUAGAAAGAAGCCUACAAGUCAUUGGUCAAGCCUCAGUGAUGUCAUCCUUCUCUUGGGUGACAACACAAUUUUCACAUUUCACUCACUCCUGUGAUGUUAUAUCUUUAAAGCUAGUGUCUCCUCUACUAGCAAAAGGGCAAAUUUAGUUUACUUUGAGCAUCAAGACCCAUUCCUCCAUAGGAAUGCCAUGCUCCAGAUUCUUUAUUCCCUCUUCAAAAUACACAUGGGGAAAAAAAUAAAUAAAUAUCACUCCAUUUUUCCCAUGUGGUACUUGGAACACAUUCUCAGAUUUUAUUUUUUUAAUAAGGUGGGGAAAGACACACUCGCUUUUGAGUGUCUCCCCAGUCUUCACUGUGAGUGGGAAGUGUGCAGUUGCCUUUCCCCUUUCCGUCUUCAGACAGUAGGAAACUCACACUCUGCCCUUCUGCUUAGUUGGCUGUGCACCUGUGGCACGGCAUGGGCGGGGCCACCUAGUUGGCAAGCACACUCCCCCGGCCAUGAGGUGCCAGUGCUUCCUGUGUGUGACAGUUUAGAGAGAAAGGAAGUUUUCUUAGGUGUUACUGCUUUUGCUCAGAGUUUGCAAAAGAAUAUAUAUAUAUGUGUGUGUAUGUAUAUAUAAUUAUUAAUCACCUCUGUCUUUGGGAAAGUCUUGAAUGAAUAGAGAAUUUAUUUCAUGCAAUAUUGAUUGUAUAGAGGCACACUGUUUAUCAACAGAAGCAAAAAGGCUGUGUAUAAGUUUUUGGUACUAUGUACCACCUCUGUUAUUCUGAAGUAUUCAUGUAAACCAUAUUCUAUUUAAUUGUGUUUGAUUUUAAAUAUAUAUAUGAAUUAUAUUUAAAAUGGUGUCAACUUCCUGCUUUCAGGCAUUUAUGGCUCUUCUAUUGAAAUAUAUUGACCCUUCUUAAUAUUUUCAUUUGCUUUACAAAACCCCAGAAUAUGAUCCACUACUGGACAUAGUCUCGUCUUUGGACAUAGGCAUAGGUGAGAGGUUUUUAUCGAUAUAUGUGCUGUGGUGGCUCAGUUUGUCCUUUUAACAAAGUAUUUCUAUCCAUUUCAUAUUGCUUCAAACUUUGAAGUGAAAAGCAAUAUAAAGGUUGUAGAGUAAAAUGUGAUGCUGGGUGA